Molecule: messenger RNA, 435 nt
Organism: Cylicostephanus goldi
Lineage: Eukaryota; Metazoa; Nematoda; Chromadorea; Rhabditida; Strongylidae
Source: the annotation of a GenBank genome assembly
AUCGCCAUAUGUCGCGAUAUGGAUUUGCAAAUCCAAGAAAUUGCAAAGCAAUCCACUUCGAUGUUCUACCCUUUCUUUUUGCAUAAAACGUAUAAAUUGUCUUCGGAUACGCUGAACUGCGUAGAUUGGUCAAGCGAUGGCUGCCUUGUUGUCGCUGGAGGAGAUGACCACGUUAUACGCGUAGUUGGAUCUCGCGACUAUCGCAACCUUUUCAUUCAUCCCUUAGCAGCACAUCAAGGAUCCAUAGUCACUUGCCAAUUCAUAAAUAAUAAUUAUGAUCUCAUAUCUGUCUGUAGUAGAGGUAUCGCGAAUGUCUGGAUAGCUUCUAUUCAACCUGGAGAUUUGGUCGAAGGAACAUGGACGAAACCUGAGGAGGAUAUUGCGAGCGAGGACGAAUCAGUAACAAGACUGCACUAUAACAAAGAAAAGCGGUAA